Messenger RNA from Phyllostomus hastatus (greater spear-nosed bat), 1975 nucleotides. RefSeq names its product gamma-tubulin complex component 5-like. Gene Ontology annotation, molecular function: microtubule minus-end binding; gamma-tubulin binding. The coding region runs from base 350 to 1405 and encodes 351 amino acids. Gene Ontology annotation, biological process: meiotic cell cycle; mitotic cell cycle; microtubule nucleation. Gene Ontology annotation, cellular component: equatorial microtubule organizing center; gamma-tubulin complex; centrosome. The transcript is spliced from 9 exons. NCBI's taxonomy places the organism in Eukaryota, Metazoa, Chordata, Mammalia, Chiroptera, Phyllostomidae. The record is from RefSeq and is a predicted model, not a curated record.
UGGCGCGGCGGGCCCCGUCCUGGAGCCGGCUGGACCGACAGCAGGAGCGCGAUGUGCGCGAGCUGGUGCGCCAUGUGGCAGGCCUCCGGGAUGAGGCGGACCCCAACUUCCAGCUGUGCCUGAACUUCGCCUGGUCCAACUUCAGAUUCCAUCGUUUCUUGGAUGUGAACAGUCACAAAGUAGAAAAGACCAUAGAAGGAAUUUAUGAAAAAUUCAUCAUUCAUUCCGAUCUCGGUAAAGCUGCUAGUUGGAAGAGAUUAACUGAGGAAUUUCUCAAUGCAUCACUUCCGAGCACAAAGGAGACAAAGGGACCAACACUUGUACAGCAGCGACCCGUUGUACGUUCCCGAUGACAGUUUUUGUGACUGAGACACAGGUUAUCCGGGAAACACUAUGGUUACUCUCAGGAGCCAAAAAGCUCUUUAUCUUUCAGCUGAUAGAUGGGAAGGUAACUGUGAGGAACGACAUUACCGUCACCCAUUUGACCCACAGCUGUCUGCGGUCGGUGCUGGAGCAGAUGGCGGCCUACGGGCAGGUGGUGUUCCGGCUCCAGGAGUUCAUCGACGAGGUCAUGGGCCACGGCCCUGAGAGCUUGCUGCCGGGGAACGGGAACGGCCACAAGAAGCUCACGGAGGCCCCCUUCCGAACCUACCAGGCGUUCAUGUGGGACCUGUACAAAUACUUCAUCACUUUCAAAGAAGAACUUAUAGAAAUUGAGAAGUGUAUCAUCAAUAACGACACCACAGUAACUCUUGCCAUCGUGGUGGACAAGCUGUCGCCCCGCCUGGGGCAGCUGAAGGUUCUGCACAGAAUCUUUAGCACCGGGAUAGCCGAGGUCCCGCCGGACACGCGGAACGUCGUUCGGGCGUCUCCCCUGCUUAACACCCUGUACAAGGCCAUCCUGGAGUAUGACAACGUGGGGGAGGCCUCUGAGCAAAUGGUGUCCCUGCUCUUCUCCCUCUGGGUGGAGACCGUGUGGCCCUACCUGCAGAUCGUGGACGAGUGGAUCGCGCACGGCCACCUGGGCGACUGCGCACGGGAGUUCAUCAUCCAGAGAAACAAAAAUGUUCCGGUCAAUCACAGAGACUUCUGGUACGCAACCUACACGCUCUACAGUGUGUCGGAAAAGACAGAGAACGAAGAGAAGAUGAGCGACAACGCCAGCGCGAGCUCCGGCAGCGAGCAGGGCCCCUCCAGCCGCCAGCCCACCAUGGUGUCCUUCCUCAGGCCCGUGCUGAAGCACAUCAUCAUGGCCGGCAAGUCCAUGCAGCUGCUGAAGCACCUGCAGGCCGGGGACGGCACCACGGGCCAGGCCACGGCCAGAGGUGGGCCCUUCCCACACGCCUCUCGCGGCAGGGGCUGCUCUGCUGCUGUCUCUGCUCUUGUCAUCCGAGACACGGAAUGAUUCUGUAGUUUUCUGUUUGUUUUGUUGUUUAUAAUUUUUAGAGAGAGGGGAAGGGAGGGAGAAACAUCAAUUGGUUGGUUGCCACUCGUAUGUACCCCAAACAGGGACAGAACCCACAACCCAGGCUUGUGCCCUGACUGGGGAUUGAACCUGGGACUGUGGGCUUGCAAGACCUCAACAAAACCUUCUAGUUACACGGAAAUUAGCACCAUGAUCAAGGGAGUAGAUCAUGCUGCUUCUAAUAGGAAAAAGGUUGUCCUCAUUGGAAAUGUCUAGCACUUGCUCUGGCCAGUGUGGCUCAGUGGAGUGAAUGCUGGAGUGCUAAGCAAAAGCUUGUUGGUUCGAUUCCCUGUCAGGGCACAUGCCUGGUUGUGGGCCAGGUCCCCAGUUGGGGGUGUGCUAGAGGCAAAUAAUUGAUGUUUCUCUCCCUAUCUUUCUCUCUCCCUUCUCUCUAAAAAUAAAUAUAUUUCUUUAUAUUUCUUUAAAAGACAGAAAGAAAUUUAUAGCACUGUAUUUGAAAGACAGUGAUAAGAAGUUCCACAUGUAUUUUCCUUACUCUUGAUUCCUGAG